Messenger RNA from Vombatus ursinus (common wombat), 2055 nucleotides. RefSeq names its product forkhead box E1 (gene FOXE1). The record is from RefSeq and is a predicted model, not a curated record. Gene Ontology annotation, molecular function: RNA polymerase II cis-regulatory region sequence-specific DNA binding; DNA-binding transcription factor activity, RNA polymerase II-specific. NCBI's taxonomy places the organism in Eukaryota, Metazoa, Chordata, Mammalia, Diprotodontia, Vombatidae. The transcript has a single exon. The coding region runs from base 1 to 1302 and encodes 433 amino acids. Gene Ontology annotation, biological process: cell differentiation; regulation of transcription by RNA polymerase II; anatomical structure morphogenesis.
AUGACUGAGGAGAGACGGCAUUCUCCCCAGCGAGACCGCCCCGAAGACAGGGGCCUGCAGCAUCCGCCCACGCCAGUGGCCGAGGCUGCGGGCCGGAGCCUCCCCCUGAUGCCGGUAGUGAAGGUAGAGAAGGAGCCCGCUGCCUGUGAGCCCUCGGGGGGCCUCAGCGAACUGGGGGAGCCGGUGGCGAAGGCCGGCGGCGGCGGGCGCAGGAGAAAGAGGCCCCUGCAGCGAGGUAAGCCUCCUUACAGCUACAUCGCGCUCAUCGCCAUGGCCAUCGCGCACGCCCCGGACAGGAAGCUGACCCUGGGAGGCAUUUACAAGUUCAUCACGGAGCGCUUCCCUUUCUACCGGGACAACCCCAAAAAGUGGCAGAACAGCAUCCGUCACAACCUCACCCUGAAUGACUGUUUCAUCAAGAUCCCCCGGGAGCCGGGCCGCCCGGGCAAGGGCAAUUACUGGGCGCUGGACCCCAACGCCGAGGACAUGUUCGAGAGCGGCAGUUUUCUGCGCCGGAGGAAGAGGUUCAAGCGCACCGACCUCUCCACCUACCCGGCUUACAUGCACGACGCGGCGGCGGCGGCCGCCGCCGCAGCCGCUGCGGGCAUGUUCCCCAGCUCCGUGCCAGUGGCGCGCCCUCCCUACCCUGGCUCCGUGUAUCCCAACGUGGCGGCCGCCAUGAGCCCAGCGGGCUAUGGCCAGACGCUGGGCCCCCACUCCUCCGUCUACUACCCGGCUUCGUCCCCUGGCCAAUGCCGGGUAUUCAGCAUCAACAGCCUGGUGCACGGUCCUGGAGACCUCCUGCAGCAGCAGCCCGCGCCGCCGCCGGCGCUCGGACGCCCGCUUAGCCCGGACCUCAGCCAGGCGCCUUCGGUCGCCGCAGCCUCCUGCUCCUUCGGGGCCUCAGCCGCCGCGGCCGCUGCCUCCUAUAGCAACCCGGCGUGCAGCGGGGGAGGCGGAGGGGGCGGCGGAGCCGGGCCCGCGGGGGUGCUGCCUCGGCCGUCCAACCCCAUGGCCUACACCUAUCCGGUUCCCAACGGUCACCUGCCCAUGAACCACGGGUCAUAUCCUCAGGGAAACAGCAGCCAGCUGUUUGGGGCGUCCAGCCGGCUGGCAAUGUCCACCUCCCCCUCGGGGGCCAACGACCCUGUGGACUUCUAUGGCCGCAUGUCCCCUGGCCAGAUCAGUUCGCUGGCGCACAGCUACAAUCCGAGCGGGCAGCUCGGGACCGGCCCCAACGCCUACCACGUCCGGCACUCUGCCUACUCCAGCAACGUGGAAAGGUUCGUGUCGGCCAUGUGAAAAAAAAAAAAAAAAGAACACCCCCCCCCCAGGCACCAAGAGAAACUGGGGCAACACAGACCCCACCCCUAUUCCAUCGGGCAAAGGGUGCCCUGGCGGCCAGGCCUGAGCGGUGGGGGGUGUGGAGGACCAGAAGGAAGGUAGAAAUAACCCAAACUGUGCAAUGGGGAGAAAAAAACGGUUGUGAGUCUGUGUGUUGGGAUGAGGGGUACUUAAGGGAGAAGGAGACAGUGCGGAGCAUUGCCUCGAGGCAUUGUCCCGAGGAGGCCAGGACCUCCACUGAAGGUUGCCCCAGAGUAUCCCGCCCUUGCGCAGCGCCCAGCAAAUUACAACUUUUAAUGUGCUCCAUCACUAUUCCUGUGCCCUCAUUGGUACAGAAUUCUUUUGUGGGGCUCUAGAAGGACGAAAUACUCAGGGUGCUCUUCGUGAAUGAGGGAAGAAGGCGCGGGGUGCAGGGAGAAUCCGACCAGGCAACUGGAAAGGGAUCAAAGACACUGGGUCCAACCCGCAACGUUCUCCCAGGUGCCUGUUUGCUUAGAGAGCUGUUCCCUGGGGAGCUGUUGGUCACUAGACUGCUCAGGAGCAUCUGCCGAAGGGAUGCAUGCAGCCUGUUGCUUUGUUUUAUUUUGUUGUAAUGGCUUUCUUGCCUUUUCACCCAGGUGGUUUGUGACAUGAAUUCAUUCCAGCAAACAAACAAUUGGCAGCUUCCUUCGAACUUUCUUUGUCUACCCGGGACAACGGGCAUUUUUAUAC